Pseudopodoces humilis (Tibetan ground-tit) is the source of this 1717-nucleotide messenger RNA. The record is from RefSeq and is a predicted model, not a curated record. NCBI's taxonomy places the organism in Eukaryota, Metazoa, Chordata, Aves, Passeriformes, Paridae.
UUCCCGGCCCGGCUCUUCCCGGAUCCUGCCCGGGCCCGUCCCUCCGCUCCAGGAAUGGCUCCCGAUGGACCCGGAGCCUUCGGCCUCAUCCCCCUCAUCCCCCUCCUCCUCCUCCUCCUCCUCGGCGGAUCCCAGGCUCAGGGAACCGGGAAUGGCAGCCAGGAGCUUCCCGAGGAGGACGAGUCGCGGAUCAUCGGGGGCCGGCCGUGCUCGGUGGCCCAGCGCCCGUUCCAGGUGGCCCUGACCAAGGGGGGGCAGAUCCUGUGCGGGGGGAGCCUGGUGAGCGCCCGCUGGGUGCUGACAGCCGCGCACUGCCGGCAGCCAAUCAGGGACCUGCAGGUGUUGAUCGGCACCAGCUCUCUGCGGGCGGGUUCUGGCCAGGUGCGCCGCGUCUCGCGCGUCCAGGUGCACCCCAGGUACGACCCCCGGCGCAACGACAACGACUUCAUGCUGCUGCGGCUGGACGCGCCUGUGCGCUUCGGGCCCCACGUCAAGAGGAUCCGCCCGGCCACCAGGUGUCCCCGCGCCGGCCACACCUGCACCAUCAGCGGCUGGGGCACCACCAAGUCACCUGGAGCCAAGCUCCCGCGGGACCUGCAGUGUGCGCAGGUGCAGACGGUGGGGCCGGAGCAGUGCGCCCGCGCCUACGGCAGCGCCAUCACCCGCAACAUGUUCUGCGCAGUGCUGCUGCUGCUGCUGGCUACUGCGUUGGCGGGGGCGGAGCAGAACCGCAUCGUGGGCGGGGCCGGCUGCGAGCGGCGGCUGCACCCGUACCAAGCGCUGCUGCUGCAGCCAGGGGGCGCCAUCCACUGCGGGGGCGUGCUCGUGGGGGCCAGGUGGGUGCUGAGCGCCGCCCACUGCCACACGGACAGCCCCCUGCAGGUGUUGCUGGGGGAGCACAACCGGCGCGAGCGGGAGGGGGCGGAGCAAUGCCUCACCUGGGACCGCGCCUUCGUCCACCCGCGUUACCUGCCCGGCCGCCAUGACAGUGACGUCAUGCUGCUGCGCCUGCGCGGCCCCGCCCACCUGAGCGAGCGCGUGCGGCCGGUGGCGCUGCCCCGCAGGUGUCCCCAGGUAGGGGACAGGUGUGUGGUGUCCGGGUGGGGCAGCACCCGCAGCCCGCAAGGUGAGACAGGUGCAUUCCCGGACGUGCUGCAGUGCGGGGAGGUGUUCACCUGGUCCAACGCCGCCUGUGCUCACCUGUACCCAGGUGCCAUCACUCCCAACAUGCUCUGCGCCGGCGGCGACGGCAACGGCACCGACUCCUGCCAGGGUGACUCCGGGGGCCCGCUGGUGUGCGGGGGUUACCUGCAGGGCGUGGUCUCCUGGGGGCUGCAGGUGUGCGGCCAGCAGGGCAAGCCAGGUGUGUACAGCCGCGUCUGCGCCUUCACCACCUGGAUCCGCCGCACCAUCCGCGCCAACGGCGGCGACUGACGCACCUGGGCGCGCCUGGGGACACACCCGGGGGCACCUGGGUGUACCUGGGGACACCUGGGGGCACCUGGGGACACCUGGGGGCAUCUGGGUGUACCUGGAGGCACCUGGAGAGCACCUGGGUGUACCUGGGGGUACCUGGAGAGCACCUGGGGAGCACCUGGGGGUACCUGGGAACACCUGGAGAGCACCUGGAGAGCACCUGGGGAUUCCCAGGCACACCUGGGGACACCUGGAGAGCACCCAGGGACACCUGGGGACACCUGGAGAGCACCCAGGGACA